This is a messenger RNA of Durusdinium trenchii, 4122 nucleotides long. NCBI's taxonomy places the organism in Eukaryota, Dinophyceae, Suessiales, Symbiodiniaceae. The record is from the annotation of a GenBank genome assembly.
AUGAGGUUCAAAAAUACCUACCAGUCUGGAUUCCUGUCCAUUCUCUACUCCAUCGGCAGCAAGCCUCUUCAGAUCUGGGACAAGAAGGUGCGCAAUGGCCAUAUCAAGCGCCUCACGGACUCUGACAUCCAAUCCAGCGUUCUGGAGAUCAUGGGGACCAAUGUGAGCACAACGUACAUCACAUGCCCGUCGGAUCCUGCGAAGACACUGGGAAUCAAACUCCCCUUCUUGGUCAUGAUCAUCAAGAACCUGAAGAAGUACUUCACCUUUGAGGUCACGGUUCUGGACGACAAGGAGGUCCGCCGGCGCUUCCGAGCCUCCAACUACCAGAGCACCACCAGGGUGAAGCCCUUCAUUUGUACCAUGCCCAUGCGACUAGAUGAAGGCUGGAACGCGGCGGUUCGCACGCGGAGGAUGGAAUCAGUGCCUCGCUUGGAAAGCCGCGUUGUUUGGACGUGGAUUCAGUUCAACUUGUCGGAUUUCACCCGCCGCGCGUAUGGGACGAACUACAUCGAGACUUUGCGUGUGCAGCUCCAUGCCAACUGCCGCAUCCGGCGAAUCUACUUCAGCGAUCGGCUCUAUAGCGAGGAGGAGCUGCCUCCGGAGUUCAAGCUCUUCCUCCCAGUGGCCCAGAAGGCACAAGGUGCUUUGGCUCCCAGGGUGACCCUAGCGGACACUUGGAAGAAGGGCGCGCACGGGGUUUUCCGGGCGGGCGACCGGACCGAGGAACCUCAAACGGUCAUGAACCACCCAACGCCUCAAAAGGCGAAGACAGCUUUGCUUCUGCCUGACAAUGUGGCCACCUUGAUGCUUGGAGGCUACAAGGUGAAUGUCUCACAACACGUGGCCUUGAGCCCAUUGCAGCUGCAGCUCCGUGCUAUCUUCCAGGUCAUAGGUGCAGCCACUGGCUUCGUGGCCUACAAUGCGACUGGUCUCGACGCUCUUCAGUACACGAUCCGCAGCGGCUUGCUUGAAAAGGAGGGUCUCCAAGCCCAGUACGCCCCACAGACGCCCAGUACGACACCCGCCGUGGAGCAGGUGAAGUCUGGCCAAGCAGAUCUUUGCCAACUGGCCGUGGCCGCUUCCUUUGCCGAGCUCGAAAGGUUGAAAGAACUGCAAACAGCUCUGAGCUUCCUUGCGCAGGUCAUGCACCGGAUACUGGCCAUUGGGAAGCUCAAGGCUUUUUCGAAUCUUUCCGCAGAAGCGCCGGCGCUGUGCAGGCGCAUUUUCAACAGUCAGAGCCUCCACUCACGAUCUGCACUGAUCAAUGCAAUGCUUUGCAAGACGCGCAAGUCGACAGAGAAAACGGCGCUGGUGCACUUCGCUCAGAUCAAUGCUGCUUGGCCUGAAGGACCUUUGAAGGAGCGCGACGGCUUCUUUCUCGUAGGCCGCACGAAAGAUUUCCAGUGGAGAGACUUGGAGAACAAGGAGGUGCUGGUGGAUCAUCUCUUUCAACCUCUGGCCUUGAUGAAAUAUGCCUGCCAUUUGCAGAAUGUGGACUAUUCAAAGAUGAAGGUGGUUGACGCAGGCAGUUCCUCCUUGUUUUUGCAAACACGAUGGAACCAUGGUGAUUUCGUCCACCUGCAGGGCCCUGCAGCCCAGAAGCUGGAAUAUGAGGGCAAAGGUGUGGUGGUUGCAUCGAUGGGCGAUGUGAUUGGACCAGAAUGGCUGAAGACGGAUGUGGCCAGAGCCUUCAUGCGAGCCUAUCGACAGGGCCGCGCAGCCACUGCGCAGUUAGCAGCGAAAGAAGUGGCGGAGGUCGUCCAGCCGUUCUUCUCAGAGGUGGACCCCGAAGUCUUGGUCUCCACCGUGGCCGUGUAUCAGAAGAUGGGCUGCUGGGAUGGCGAGGUGGAAAUUCCCAAGGCAACUUAUGAGAAGCUCCUGGAUGCCUUCCUCUACAGUGGUGUCAUCUCCAAGCGUCAUCCCUAUGAUGCUAAGCCGAGGCGGCCCAGUUCCAAAUCCUUUGAGAUCGCUGUGACGCUGCGUGAAGUGAAGACACCAGUUCCACCAGGACCGGAGUUGGGUGAAGCACCGGACACCCCAAAUGACCUCGGUUGUGCUUCUGCAUACUUGGCUGGGGCACCCAGAGAAAUCUUGGGCCAGUGGGCAUCUCAUCAGCAGACAAUCAAGAUUGCAGUGCAGAAUGCGGGCUUGCCCUUGCAACUUCUAGAGGCACGUUGCUCCCCACAACUUCGCGAGUACCAGGUGCCAGCGGAUCGGUGGUGGCAGUUGGGGGUCUCGUUCGACCCGCCCUGGUUGACAGGGCAGGUGGAGCUACCAGAGCUCGAUGUGGGUGAUUUAGAGUUGGAGCUCCUAAAGGCCGGAGAUGUCAUGCCUGGGAGUGACCUGCUCUCCUUGGGUGCGGAAAACCGUGACUUAGAUGAGGUGGCUGAGGAGCUGCUGCGGCUCUUCCAGGUUGCGUUUGGUGCCUCAGUGCCCAAGUUGCUGGACGGCUACAUCUCCCUGCGAGGCCGUGCAGCAGUGAACGACAUGCUGGAGGAGCGGGAGUGGCAGAGCGCCCGCGCCCAGGAGCUGCAGGAACAGCCCGAGCAAGAGCCGAAGCAGGCGGCUGGGGUGGUGGCUGGAGCCAUCGACGUGCCGGCUGGGUAUACCUCGGUGGCCUUUCUGAGUGCCACUCUGGUGUUCUUCGCAGCUGCUUGGAGAAUGCCCAUCAUGGAUGUGGAUUAUGAUGAGACGCUUUCCGCCCACGUCCGGCACGAGGUUCAUCUUUGCUGGAUCUUCCUCCGAAGAAAGCCAGGUGAGAGCUCUCCAGCCUCGCAGUCGGCGGCUCAGGGGCGCGCCGCGGCCCUCGAGCGGCGUUCCGAAACGAGGAAUGGCCUCACCGAGGCUUUGCACUUCGGAAAGCUCUUGGAGAGGGCUUUUCAGCCUGAUUUUAUGCACAAAGUGGAGACCUUCGAUCCGCUGCCCCACGAAGAGUUCUUGGAUUUAGCUCGGCUCUUCCAGCCCCGGGUCGUGAGCAACGGCGAGGCCAUCAUCAAGCAAGGUUCUGAAGGCACAGAGCUUUACUUCAUCCAGACGGGACUUUGCUCUGUGCGAGUGCAAGAAGGACAACAUGAGAGACAGGUCGCCACUCUACGACCAGGCGCCUACUUUGGCGAGGUGGCCUUGAUCGAGCACGAGCCGCACAACGCCUCCGUCUAUGCGCAGGGCGAGGUGCUGCUGUACGGCCUGCAUAAGAGCCAUUUCUACGACUUCCGGCUCUCGGAGCGGCUCAAUUUUCAACUGAAGUAUCCCGUGGCGCGCAAUGCAUUGCAGAUCAUCUUCGGAAGGACAUCCAGAAGGAUUCGAAGCUUUUACAAGGUGUGCUUUACCCUAUUUCUUUACCUGCUGGUCUCUGGCAUCAUGUUUCAUUAUCUUGAAGGUUGGGGAUAUUCUGACUGCAUCUACUUUGCCAUCAUCACGCUCAUGACAGUGGGCUAUGGUGACCUGGUGCCCAAGAAUUGGUUCUCACGAAUUUGGCUGGUGCUUUUGAUCCUGGUGUCUUGGGUCUUGGUGGCCCAUGCCAUUGGUGAGUUCUUGGAUCGCAUGGUGCGCUUGGAGAUGAAGAACGAGAAGGCCCGCAAGAGCCUUCGGCUCCGCCGGCCGCGGCACGAAGUCUUCGACGAAGCCGGGCGAAGGCGACACUUCAAGUGUCAAAUGCUGAAAUGCCUGGGUGCUUUGGCCCUGCAGCUUGGCAGCUUGGACAGGCUCCUCUUCGUGAGCUGCCUGGCUGCGCAAACCUUGGUACUGGAGAAACCCAAUUGGACUGACUGGACAGAGGCGCUCUACUUUAGUGUGGUGACCCUGGCAACCAUCGGAUAUGGGGACGAUGUGACGCCCAAGUCCGAGAAGUCGAAGCUAUCGAUUGGACUCCUGGCCUUGAUCGGCGUGCCCUUAUUCGGUUUGAUCCUGGGUCGCAUCGUCCAGAUCACCUACGGCAAAGCACGGCGGGAAAGUCUACCAGAGGUCUGUGGAGGUCUCACCAAUGAGACCUUUGAUCAGUCGCCCGGUCGCAGGGAGAGCACAGAGGUUUGCGGUAGAGAGGAAGGUGCGCCGGCCGCGGUGACUUCAGACCUCGGGUCUGUGGGGAGAAAGGAUGUGUUGGUGGUUUGGCUGGGCUGA